AUGAAACGCUCCGAAAAGAUCAAGGUGUUCGAGUUGCGCAACAAGUCAGAUGCCGAGUUGCUUCAGCAAUUGGAUGAGUUGAAGCAGGAACUCGCCACUUUCAGAGUCUCCAAGGUCACCGCCACCGGUACCUCCAAACUCUCCAAAAUCACUGUGAUCCGCAAAGCAAUCGCAAAGGUACUCACAGUCUACAACCAACGCAAGAAGGAGGAAGAGAGAAAGAAGUACAAGAAACUCUCCAAGACACCACUCAACUUGAGACCAAAACUCACAAGGGCAAAGCGGAAGGCACUCACCGCUAAGCAAAAGCAAAUGAAGACGCUCAAGGAACGCAAAAAGAGUGAGAACUUGCCAAAACGCAAGUUUGCCGUCUUGUCUUAA
Theileria equi strain WA is the source of this 381-nucleotide messenger RNA. RefSeq names its product 60S ribosomal protein L35, putative. Gene Ontology annotation, molecular function: mRNA binding; structural constituent of ribosome. Gene Ontology annotation, biological process: translation; maturation of LSU-rRNA from tricistronic rRNA transcript (SSU-rRNA, 5.8S rRNA, LSU-rRNA). Lineage: Eukaryota; Apicomplexa; Aconoidasida; Piroplasmida; Theileriidae. Gene Ontology annotation, cellular component: ribosome; cytosolic large ribosomal subunit. The record is from RefSeq and is a predicted model, not a curated record. The transcript is spliced from 2 exons. The coding region runs from base 1 to 381 and encodes 126 amino acids.